This is a messenger RNA of Penicillium samsonianum, 3189 nucleotides long. Its product is annotated as putative serine/threonine protein kinase. Gene Ontology annotation, cellular component: cytoplasm. The coding region runs from base 1 to 3054 and encodes 1017 amino acids. Gene Ontology annotation, molecular function: protein serine/threonine kinase activity; ATP binding. NCBI's taxonomy places the organism in Eukaryota, Fungi, Ascomycota, Eurotiomycetes, Eurotiales, Aspergillaceae. The transcript has 3 exons. Gene Ontology annotation, biological process: peptidyl-threonine phosphorylation; protein autophosphorylation; actin cortical patch assembly. The record is from RefSeq and is a predicted model, not a curated record.
AUGUCCUCGCAAUCCCACCACGGUCAUUCCGCGACGUCACGUCAAUUCCCUGUCUACAAUCCCGUCGCCGCAGUGACGGCACCUGCGGGGACCUUGCUUCCGGGCACCAAGAUUCAAGUUGGCGGCCAUCGCGUGGUAGUGGAGAAGUACCUCUCUGAAGGCGGGUUUGCUCAUGUCUACGUGGUGCGACUGCCUCAGCCAGUCAAUGGGUCCGAAACCGCUGUGCUGAAGCGGGUGGCCGUGCCUGACAAGGCGGCCCUUGCCAACAUGCGCACUGAGGUGGAAACCAUGAAGAAGCUCAAGGGUCACCGGCACAUUGUGAAGUACAUUGAUUCGCAUGCCUCGCAGCUGCACGGAGGUGGAUAUGAGGUGUUCCUGGUCAUGGAGUACUGCGCGGGUGGUGGCCUUAUCGACUUCAUGAACACCCGGCUUCAACACCGGUUGACAGAGCCGGAGAUAGUCAAAAUCUUCUCCGAUGUCGCUGAAGGUGUUGCAUGUAUGCAUUAUCUUAAACCGCCCCUCCUCCACCGUGAUCUGAAGGUUGAGAACGUUUUGAUCUCGGGCAAGGGGAGUUCUGCCACCUACAAACUGUGUGAUUUUGGAUCAUCGGCACCCCCUCGUCCUGCUGCUACUUCCGCCGCCGAGGGCCGCUUGAUUGAAGAUGAUGUGCAGCGCCAUACGACGCUGCAGUACCGAAGCCCAGAGAUGAUUGAUGUCUAUCGGAAGCAACCGAUUGACGAAAAGAGUGAUAUCUGGGCACUUGGUGUGUUUUUGUACAAAUUGUGCUACUAUACAACCCCCUUCGAAGAGGUUGGUCAGAUGGCUAUUCUCAACGCGACCUUCAAAUACCCUUCCUACCCUUCAUUUUCGAGUCGGCUAAAGCUAUUCAUUGGCUCAAUGUUGAAGGAAGAUCCCCGCAAUCGUCCCAACAUAUACGAGGUCGUGCGCGAGGUGUGCAAAAUGCAAGGAAAGGAAGUUCCUAUCAAAGACAUAUAUUCCAACCGCUCUGUUUCGGAAGCGCGCAAGUAUCAAGAGCUGCCGCCCACACCCACGGAAGCUCCUGCCGUGGGCGCAGUAUUUUCGCCUCCGAUGCAGGAGACCGAGAUAAUCCCAGAGAUUGCGCCUAUGCGGCGUGGUCGACCCGGAAAAUCCCCGUCGUCCCAAGCUAGCUCCGAGAGACCGAGUCCUUCGCCCUAUCGAGCCGCUGCUGAAGGUUCGUCAAAUGAUCCGUUUGCAGCCCUAGAUGGGAGCGCAGCCCGAAAGAAGACGGCAGAGGAAAUGUCCAAACGAUUCCCCUCCUUGGACCAGUUUGACAUUUUGCAUGAAAAAGGGGACAAGUUUGAAUUCGAGCCAACAGUAGAAUCUAAGCCCGAGGACGAGGAUCUAUCUCGAAGACUCACCAACGCCCUAGCCGAUGAUGCUUUUACCCGACGUGUCUCACCCGAACGUGCGCCGAAGCCAGUCUAUAAGCGACCAUCCCAGGCUUCUCCUGUCCGAGCACCUGAUUUGCAUGAAAUUCCUGCGCCGAAGGCUCUUCCCUUGUACCAGCCAACUCCUCAGCGGCCCGCGAUGGUGUCGACGGGUACCAUGACCUCACCCAUCCAAACACCUCGUUUGCCGGAGCCAAAGUUGCUCAGUCGCCCAAUCUAUCGAUUCCCUUCGUCUGAUAAUGAACACCGAUCUUCCAGCGAGCCAUUUACAACUGAGGAGGAGCAAAGAGUGAUACGGCCGCACAAAGCGCCAUCCCCUCCGAUGUCGAGUUUGAAUGUGGAAGGAAGCUCGCGGCUGCCAUCUGACCGUAUAUCCAGCCAGUCUAACUCUGCGCGCCCAUCGAUGGAAGCCUUGAGACGGCCUUCGACAUUAGAGGUAAAUGAUCCCUUGGGACGUUCCAAAUCCGCUAUUGGAAAGGCUCGGCCGAUGUCAGUCCAGUCCGGAGCGAGAUAUGACUUGCCGCGUGACUCCGAGAGCCCGCGAUCUUCGCUGGAUAUGUCCCGCCUGCAAUACGAGGGCGGCGCGCCACUACGCUCAGUGCGUACCGAAGUGGAUCGUGAGUCUGAUCGGACUAUUUCCUCUGAUGUUGAUUACCUACGUGCGAUGGAAGAAGAAGAGAGCAAUCGGAAGCGCGAGAAACGCUCUAGUAAUAGCCACAAACACAACAAGCGCGGUAGUCUGUCUACUUUGUCGCUUUCAGGAGGAAAAAACCUAUUUGCUAGUCGAUUCGGCGACGCAUUCCGCCGAUUCGAGGCAGGCAACCAAGAAAAAUCCUCAUCGCCAUCGGCAGAGGAUGCGCCUCGGCAGGGUCUGAUUGGGGCGUCGGAUUCAGCCGAUGAAGGCCUUUCGCCGAAUGACGAGAUUACCGUGGAAGACGUGGACCGGGACGACAUAUCACCAGAGAUGCGCCGGGAGUUGGAACGCCGCCGACUCUCCCAAGAGGAGAAACGAGUUGCCAAUGCCGCAGCUGAGUACCGGCGCCGGGUUACCGAAACAGGCGACGGGGGUGGAAGAGCGCUAGGUGAUGGCGCACGCUCCCGCACGAUUCAGAAUAAGGUACAAUCGUUGCUUGGAGAGUCCGAAAAACCGACCGUUCCAAAGACUGCUACUGGGUAUGGACGGUUCACGGAGACUUCCUCUUCUUUGCAGGCAAAGCAGAGUGAGGCCAGAUCUACCACCACCACCAGCCAGCUGCCCGCUUCUCACAAAUCCGGCCCGAUCUACACUCCCCGUGACGGUUCAAUGGCACUCCCGGAUCGUCCAGACGGCCCCAAUAUCUCUGCAGGUCUCCCGCAAUCUGUCGCCCCUACCAGUUACCCAUCCACGCAACGUCCCGCAACUCGACCAGCUGCACCACCCAAGCCCAAGAAUUUGCGCGCUGGCCCAGCCACCUCGCGACCGGGUACUGGUCAUGACAAUGGUUCCUCCCAAGAGACUGCAGCAAGCCCUGGAGAAGACUGGGAGGCCAAAUUCAGCCAGCGUUUCCCAAGCUUGUCUGGACUUGAAAUGGAGACAGAGAUCAAAAUCCCGAACCUUUCGAGCUUGAGGACGCGGGAAGUGUAGAGUAUAGGAUACAAGUCUUGUUUGUUUCACAUGAUGCAGGUUCAGCGUGUGUUCGUGUGUUCGCCCGCGGGCGCAACUCGGGGAAUGACAUUGGCCCCCCCGAGCUAUGCAUAUAUAGACAGUGACAUAUUGGAC